This is a messenger RNA of Penicillium subrubescens, 2181 nucleotides long. RefSeq lists its product as uncharacterized. Gene Ontology annotation, cellular component: cytoplasm. Gene Ontology annotation, molecular function: glycerophospholipase activity. The record is from RefSeq and is a predicted model, not a curated record. NCBI's taxonomy places the organism in Eukaryota, Fungi, Ascomycota, Eurotiomycetes, Eurotiales, Aspergillaceae. The transcript is spliced from 2 exons. Bases 1 to 2181 code for a protein of 726 amino acids.
AUGAUCAGCUGCCUGCGCAUCCCCAGGCGAUUACAUCAUAUGCUCGGCCGAUCCCAUCUGGACCCGAAGCCAAAAACACCGGAAGCUCCAGCUGGUCACUUCUGCACACCUCACUCUCUUGACAAAUCUGUACAAAUAAAUGGCUCCUAUCGGCUGUGGAUGCCCCUAAGUCGGCAUCGUAUCCUAUCUCCCAUUCUCACAAUUCCCUGGCCUCGAAUCAUCCGCUCUGCGCACACCACUUCCUCCUCCACGCUGGUUCGGCCCACAGUUUUAUUACGGACGCGCCCGACCUCCAUGGCGGGCGCUGACCAAAAGUCCUUCCUGGGGACACUCUCUCCGUGGAGUACCCCGAGAAGCUCCACUCCCCAACCCUCUGAUCGCCCAUCGGCAAACCCAGACGUUUUGCAACGGUCGCAUGGCGAGGACCAUACGGUGACCCACCGACAUAAGUUGAGCUUGCGACACUACCCUCCAGACUGUCCACCGUUGAAAGCGAGAUGGUUCUAUGCCGUGGACUCGCCCAAGCGAAAGCCUGCUCUACUGGACCAGAAGAAACCCGAUCAGAAACCACCGCCUCCGCCUAAGAAAUUCAUUGCCUUCUCCCCGGGCGACUCACAGUCAAUUGAAACCACUUAUCAGAAGCUGUCAGAAAUCGAGGACUCGCAUGGGGAUGAACAGUCCCGAAAGGCUGCAUUACAAGAGGUGUCGACUAAAGUACCCGUGAACGAAGAUUACUUGUUUGAUGUGGAUGUGGAAGCACGAGAGCUCAGCCCGGCUUAUUGGAUAGGUCCCGUGUAUGAAGUCCGGCGAGGAACGUGGUUCUUCCAGGAAGGGUCUAUUUUUAAGCCAUGCGAGGAGAAUUUGGCAACACAGCUCGAGGAAGGCUAUGUGAAGCUACGGCCAUGGAAGAUCGAGACGGGAGAAGAAGGAGCAGGUAGGUCGCCCGAUACCGCCUCGGGGGGGAAACACAGUCGAGCAAAGGAAGGUGAAGACGGUACACCGGGCACACCUCGAUCUGCAAAGCCCCGCGAGAAGCCUCAACCCCUGGGAAACUCAGAAUUCCAGCAGUAUCGUCUGUUUGGAGCCUACAUGAACACGACAGUCGCGUAUCAGGAUGAAUCGACCGCCUGGCUCGCCACUGAUGAUUUUAUGUCACGUCUCAGCACCACCGUGUAUCAGAAACUCGGUGGCGCGCCAGGCAUUAAAGUGGUACGUGGGUUGGCAGAAGCCAGACGACCAAGGGAGCCACUGGACUCUCGGGGCACCGAGCAGAAACAGGACGAGAAAGUGGCAGGAAUACCUCCUCGUGAGACCAUGCCCGCUUCCCGCACUGCGUCAAAUCCGAGACCCAGUACAGCAGAUGUAGCAGCAAGCGAAGCUGAAGCGGAGGCCAUGGCAAGACGCCCCAUCUCAACAUUACAGCGACAGAUGUCCUCGCUUGCGGGUGAGCCCCAGAAUCCCGCGGAACUCGAGGAGCAGGCCCGUAUGCAGGAGGAGCAAGAGAUGGAAGAUUCCAGGGAAGUUGAAAGCGAAGAUCAAGGGCGAGAAGUCGAUCAUUUGGUGCUGGUCACCCAUGGCAUCGGCCAGCGACUCGGCUUGCGACUGGAGAGCAUCAAUUUCAUACACGACGUCAAUGUGCUUCGCAAGACUUUCAAGGGGGUCUACAAAGCCUCACCUGACCUCCAGGCAUUGAACUCUGCUUUUCCGGACAGCAAUAGUAAUUGUCGUGUUCAAGUACUCCCUGUCUGCUGGCGUCACCUUCUCGAUUUUCCAUAUCGUGGAGUUCGACAGAACCGAAAGGAACUUGAUUUGACUGAUGCGGACAACCUCGAGGACGAUACGUACCCUAGUCUAGCCGAUAUCACUCUGGAGAGCGUCCCCGCUGUUCGAAAUCUUAUCUCGGACCUGGCAAUGGAUGUCCUGCUCUACCAAAGCGGAUAUUGUGACCAUAUCGCCAACAUUGUCAAGCAAGAGUGCAAUCGACUACUUCAAUUGUAUAAACAGCGCAAUCCAUCUUUCAAUGGAACUGUGAGCCUCUGCGGUCACUCUCUUGGAAGCGCCAUCCUGUUCGACAUCCUAUGCCACCAACUAUCUGAUACGGAUUCCACUAAGAGCGGCAGAGCGACUGCUCGGAGCACCGAUGAUAUGGCUGAUCAACGAGGGGGGUGCAAACAGCGCUGA